Closterium sp. Naga37s-1 is the source of this 1155-nucleotide messenger RNA. Lineage: Eukaryota; Viridiplantae; Streptophyta; Zygnematophyceae; Desmidiales; Closteriaceae. The record is from the annotation of a GenBank genome assembly.
AUGGUGGCGCGAAUAGAGCAGUUAGCGGCGAAGCUGGCGCAGAAGGAGGCGGCCAUGGCUGCUCUCAAGAAGGAAGUUGACGAAAUGAAACGCACGAUGGCGAAGGCCGAAGCGGCGAAGGGCGCAGCGGCGAAAGAGGCGUUGGCGACGGAAAGGCAGGGGGAGACGGUGAAGGGAAAGGACGGGGCGGAGAGUGCAGCGGCAGGGAAUGCGGGGAAGGCAGGGAAAGCAGGGGACACCCUCCCCGCGGCGCAUCCUUCCGAGCCGACCAAUCGUAUCCCGUUUCUGGACAGGUACAUAGAGGAGCACGUGGAUAGAGUAAGGAGUGAGUAUGAUUCGGAGGUGGAGGGGAUGAAGGAGCAGGUGGAGGCGGUGCGGAGGGAGGCGGCAGAUGCGGUGGGUGCGCUGAAGGCGGAGAUUGCGCGGAUGAGGGCUGCGGCGGAGCGGCAGGCGGCGGAAGUGGCGUACGUGCGCGCGACGGCGGCGCACACGGAGGCGCGGAUGAACGACGUGGAACUGGCGGUGGCGGAGGGGAAGAGCGCGUGGGAGAAGGAGCGCGCGGAGCGCAACCAGGCUGGGGGAGCGGAGGUGCCCGAGGGGAAGAAGCGAAAGCGGGAUGAGGCAGUGAAGGCGGAGGGUUUGGCGCUUGCUGCUGCGGGUGGUUGCGCACUUAUCGCCGAUCGCGACGGUUCCGAUGGAAAACAGGAUGGCGGAGGAAUGAAGUCUGCCCUGUCGGGACUGAGAGCGGUGGUGGAUGGCCUAAGCGCUUCCCUUAGUGAUUCGACGUUCGUACGGUCGCAAUUGCAACGGGCAAUAACGGGAGCCAUGUCAGACGGAGAGACGGUGAGUGAGGCAGCAGGAGGAAUGGAGGCGCGAGUAGAGCAGUUAGCGGCGAAGCUGGCGCAGCAGGAGGAGGCCAUGGCUGCUCUCAAGAGCGAAGUUGACGAACUGCGACGCGCGGUGGCGCAGGUCGCAGACGCGAAUGGCGCUGAAGCGAAUGUUCUAGAGGCGAAGGGCGCAAAUGCAACGGGCGCAGAAGCAGAGGGCGCAGAGGCAAUGCGCACAGAAGCGACGGGCGCAGCGAAGGGCGCAGCGGCGAAAGGGGCGUUGGAGACGGGCAGCCACGGGGAGACGGCAAAAGGCAAGCAGAUAUGA